AUGGGUCAAACAAAACGCCGUGAAGGCAAGUCGUCUCGCGCACCCAAAUCCUCCCUCUUCGGCGGUGGCAGGUCCGGAGGAGGUGAUGCUGGUCAGACUCAAAUCAAGAAGGCCACCUUCGAAAUCACAAAGAAGAAAGAGGUCGGUGUCUCGGAUCUCACCUUACUGAGCAAAGUCUCCAAUGAAGCCAUCAACGACAACUUGAAAAAGCGUUUUGAACAUGGCGAAAUCUACACCUACAUUGGCCAUGUCUUGGUCUCGGUCAAUCCCUUCCGAGAUUUGGGUAUCUAUACCGAUCAAGUUCUGGAUUCUUAUCGAGGCAGGAACCGACUCGAAGUUCCUCCUCAUGUCUUUGCUGUCGCAGAAUCCUCUUAUUACAACAUGAAAGCCUACAAGGAAAACCAGUGUGUUAUCAUUUCUGGUGAGUCGGGCGCAGGCAAAACAGAGGCCGCCAAACGCCUCAUGCAGUAUAUUGCAAGUGUUUCGGGCGGGUCAGACUCGAGGAUUCAGAGGACAAAGGACAUGGUUCUUGCAACCAACCCUCUCCUCGAAUCCUUUGGCAACGCCAAAACCCUUCGAAACAACAAUUCCUCCCGCUUUGGUAAGUACCUCGAGCUCGAAUUCAACGAGACUGGUGAGCCUGUGGGGGCCAAAAUCACAAACUACCUACUAGAAAAAUCCCGAGUCGUUGGCCAGAUCACCAACGAGCGAAAUUUCCACAUCUUUUACCAAUUCACAAAGGCUGCUCCAAAAGAAUACCGUGACAAUUUUGGCAUUCAAACGCCUCAGUCAUAUGUCUACACAAGCAAGUCCAAAUGUUUCGAUGUCCCGGGCAUUGACGAUGCCAGUGAAUUCAAAGAUACUCUGGAGGCUAUGCGGAUUAUUGGCCUGACCAAGCCUGAGCAAGACAACAUCUUCCGAAUGCUAGCCGCCAUUCUGUGGGUUGGAAAUGUCACCUUUAGGGAGAAUGACCAGGGUGGUGUCGACAUCGCUGAUCAGUCCGUUGUUGACUUCGUGGCCUAUCUCCUCGAGGUCGACUCCGCUCAUGUCAACAAAGCCUUGACCAUCAGAAUUGUAGAAACCGCUCGUGGUGGUGGUCGCCGAGGCUCAAUAUAUGAAAGCCCCUUGAAUCCCACCCAGGCCAUUGCCGUACGAGAUGCUUUGGCAAAAGCCAUCUACUUCAACCUUUUUGAUUGGAUUGUUGCACGUACAAACGUUUCUUUACGAUCACAAGGUGUGGUGAAAAACACCGUAGGGAUUUUGGAUAUCUAUGGAUUCGAAAUAUUCGAAAAGAACUCUUUCGAACAACUCUGUAUCAACUACGUCAACGAGAAAUUGCAGCAGAUUUUCAUUCAGCUGACCCUGAAGACAGAGCAAGAAGAAUAUGCUCGCGAAGAAAUUCAAUGGACCCCCAUCAAAUAUUUUGAUAACAAGGUGGUGUGUUCCUUGAUUGAAGACAAGAAACCACCAGGUGUCUUUGCAGCCCUCAAUGACGCUUGUGCCACAGCUCAUGCGGAUUCUGGCGCAGCAGAUCAAACCUUUGUUGGUCGGCUCAAUUUCUUGUCAAAUAACCCGAAUUUCGAGGCUCGGCAAGGGCAAUUCAUCAUCAAGCAUUAUGCUGGUGAUGUGAGUUACCAAGUGGCGGGUAUGACCGAUAAGAACAAAGAUCAACUUCUUAAAGACCUGCUCAAUUUGGUCGGUGAAAGCUCGAAUACUUUCGUGCAUGAAAUAUUCCCCAAUCAGGUCGACCAGGAUGACAAACGCCGUCCUCCAACUGCUGGUGACAAGAUCAAAUUCUCCGCAAAUGAACUGGUGGAUACUCUCAUGCAAGCACAACCAUCAUACAUCCGAACAAUCAAACCCAACGAGAACAAAUCGCCCAAGGAGUAUAACGAGCCCAACGUCAUGCAUCAGAUCAAAUAUCUUGGUCUUCAAGAAAACGUCCGCAUUCGAAGAGCUGGUUUCGCUUAUCGUCAAACAUUUGACAAAUUUGUUGAGAGAUUCGCACUUCUAUCCCCUCGACUUUCCUACGCUGGAGAAUACACCUAUACAGGAGAUGUCAAGACUGCUUCAAAAAUCAUUUUCAAAGACACCAGUAUUCCAGAAGAAGAAUUCCAGAUGGGUGUAACUAAGGCCUUUAUCAAAACUCCCGAAACUCUAUUUGGUCUUGAGCAUAUGCGAGAUCGCUAUUGGCACAACAUGGCUGUCCGUAUUCAAAGAGCCUGGAGAAAUUAUCUCAGAUACCGGGCUGAAGCAGCGACUAGGAUCCAAAGGUUCUGGCGCAAGUCCAAAGUGGGUGUCAAGGAGAUCGAAUUUCGAGACCAAGGCCAUAGAUUACUGGGCGGCCGAAAAGAACGUCGCAGAUACAGUUUACUUGGGUCAAGACGCUUUUAUGGUGACUAUCUGGGACUCAAUAUGCCUGGUGGGCAGGGCAGAGUUCUCCGAGACUCUAUCAACCUCAAUCCACAAGAAAGAGCCGUCUUUUCUGCUCGAUGUGAGUUGUUGGUCACAAAGUUUGGAAGAUCCUCCAAACCAAUGCCCCGAAUUCUGGUUCUCACAAACAAAUCAAUAUACAUCAUCGUCCAGACUGUCAUCAACAAUCAGCUUCAAAUUUCAUCCGAGAGGACAAUACCCAUCGGUGCAGUCAAGUAUAUCUCCACCUCGAGUAUGCGAGAUGAUUGGUUUGCUCUAGGUGUUGGAUCUCCUCAAGAGCCUGAUCCACUGAUCAAUUGUGUUUUCAAGUCGGAAUUUUUCCUUCAGUUCAAGACCGUUGCUGUUGGUGGAAUGAACUUGAAGAUCGGCCCGACCAUAGAAUUCAACAAGAAACCCGGAAAACCAGCAACCAUCAAAGUCCAAAAGGACCCUGCUGUACCACGAGACGAUGUCUACAAGUCUGGCGUAAUACACGUUCCGAACGGAGAAUCACCAAACUCAGUUUCAAGGCCUACUCCCCGAGGCAAAGCAAUUGCUAAACCCAUUACAAGUGGGAAAUUGCUCCGACCUGGUGGACCUGGAGGUCAACCAUCUAAGACACAAAGUCGUCGCCCAACACCCGCCGCUCGACCUGUACCUGCACAAACUCCCUUGGCAGCUCGUCCUGUUCCUGCUACACGCCCAGUCCCACAACCUACGAAUGGAGUGGCUUCUCACACCAGUCAACCAGCAGCAUCUAUACCACGUGGAGGCCCUCCUGCACCACCACCGCCGCCGCCACCGCCUGCGGCGGCUCCGGCUGCCGUACCGUCUAAACCCCAAGCCAAGGUCAAAUUCGAUUUCAACUCUCCCAAUGGCAACGAACUGUCCAUCAAAGCUGGACAAGUCGUAGAGAUCGUACGGAAAGAAGACAAUGGAUGGUGGCUCUGCCGCAAUGCACAAACCGACCAACAAGGAUGGACGCCAUCCGCGUACGUCGAAGAAAUCGAACAAUCCCGCGCUGCACCACCACCUCCUCCGCCCCCGCCAGCUGCACCACCGCGUGCGAUCCCCACGCCCUCUGUCAUGGUUAACGGCGCCUCAAACCCCGGAGCGACCGCAACAACACGCGCGAAGCCCACCCCUCCCGCUCCACCGGCGAAACGCCCCGCUCCAGCCACAGGCCGCAAACCGGGUGUUUCUCCCGCCCGAGACAGCGGCAUGAGUCUCGGCACCGGUGGCAGUGGUCGGGAUUCUGGCCGCUCCACGCCGAACAGUAUUGGCGGCGGCAGUCUUGCGGGUGGCCUUGCUGAGGCACUACGCGCGAGGCAGAGUGCCAUGAGUGGGAGUGGGAAUCUGAAGAAUGCCAAAGAUGACGAUGAUGAUUGGUAA
This is a messenger RNA of Exophiala bonariae, 3804 nucleotides long. RefSeq lists its product as uncharacterized. The transcript is spliced from 3 exons. The record is from RefSeq and is a predicted model, not a curated record. Gene Ontology annotation, cellular component: vesicle; cytoplasm; actin cytoskeleton. Gene Ontology annotation, molecular function: actin filament binding; microfilament motor activity; ATP binding. Lineage: Eukaryota; Fungi; Ascomycota; Eurotiomycetes; Chaetothyriales; Herpotrichiellaceae. The coding region runs from base 1 to 3804 and encodes 1267 amino acids. Gene Ontology annotation, biological process: endocytosis; actin filament organization; vesicle transport along actin filament.